CCAUCAUACAGUGGGCUCACAAAGGUCAGAAAGGAAAAACAAAACAAUCAUGCAGGAUGUACUAUUUAAUUCGAGGAUUGGGAUCGCAAAUGGGAAUACAUUUACCCGAGUAAGGAUUUUCCUAACUGCAAAUAGAAAAAUACAUCAGAUGUACUGUAAGUUGCAGAAGAAAAAUAUGAAGUUUUGAAAACAGCGUCAAAACAAUGGAAACCCAAAAUUAACGACAUCAGAGAGGUGAAAAGAUCUUGACAUUUUUUUAAAAUUUCCUCCUGUCGAUACUACUUUGCUUAACAAUUGGACACAUUGAGGCUGUGUUAUUCAAGUUUCAUUUGAGGGACAAAUAAUUAUUAUGGAACCAAAACAAGAGGAACAUGAUUUGCCAGUACCAGGGGAGCUGUCUUUGUUCAGUGGUAUGACUUUGAUGGGGACUUUUAGUGAUACGCCAGACAAUGCUGGUGUAGGCAAGAAUGCACAGGAAUCAGAGGGAGUGUCUGGAUCAUUAUCUACUGAAUUUCAGGAAGUGUUUGCAGGUCUAACAGUGCUUCAAACCAAGACAGGAUCAUCAACUGAAGACAGCACAUUUCCACCAAGAACUCUUGAAAAAACUCCCACAAGUACCAAUGAUGCAAAGCCUCACCUUGCUCAGGAUUCAGAAACUUUAUCAACUGCUGUACAUAGUUGUACCACACGCAAGAAGAAGCGAAGCCAAGCAAAGCGACCAGGUUAUGCUAGAGAAGCUGAUUCACAAAAUGUGCCUUCCAUAACAACAAGUAAUCAGAAAGAAUCAUUGACUGAGCCAUCAACUAGAGAAAAUACUGAAGAGGAUAAUAGCAGUAGUAGACUCUAUUCUAUUGGAACACCAUCUUCAUCAGAAGAUGAACUUGUGAAGCCUGAUGAGCAAGAUAUACCCUAUCAAGGUCCUGAAGAUGUUGAAGCUGAUAAUAAGCAAUUUGACAAAUCUAUUAUCUCAAAAACCAAUGAAGAAGGUACAUUGGACAUUGGUGCUUGCCCUGAGCUAACUGCAAAUCUUGAGAAUAAUGUCAUUAAAAAGGGUGAAAUAAUUGGUGAUGCAUCAAAAGAAGGAACUUUUGUAGAAAAUAAAGAUGCCACAUCUGAUGUCAGUUGCAAUGAUGAUAGUGACGAUCUUCAUCAUGUUGAUGAAACAAAUAAUGAGGACAACAUUCAUGGUUAUGAUAACAGGCACAAUACUAGUUUUGUUUAUUAUGAUGAACCCUCGGAUGAAGAUGUCACAGAAUCACUAAGAGUGGAAGACCAUGAGAAGUACUCUAAAAAGUCUCUAGCCUCUUAUGAAAUAGAUCUUAGUCCUGAUGAACUGUUUGCCAUCCAUGAAGAAGGUGUGCAACAUAAAAUCUCUUCUAUAAGGGAGAAGAUGACUGCGAUAGAAGACAUGGAGAGCCAGCUAGUCACCCUUUACUCCAACUCAGAGUGUGUGCUAGACAAGUACCGAAAGGAGCUGCAGGAUCUUCACAACAAAGAGAUAGAUGCACUAGCUAAUGACAACUAUGACCUGGCUGAAGAGAUUAGUUCCAAGAUUGAAGGGCUGGAAAGCCUCAUAGAGUCCACCAAAUACCAGCUACCAUUUACUGAUGACAAGGUCCAAGAUGCACUUUCGCUGCGCCGCGAAGUGACCUCACAUGCCAUCUCUGUCCACCAAGAUGUGCUAGAGAGCAUGCACACGCUACACGAUGAGCAAGCAAAGAUCUUAUCAGUAAGGAGGCACGACAGCAGCACCAAGCUACUACAAGAAAAACAGCGAUUAAAUUCAGAGAGAAAUAGAAUCCAGCGCGCUUUAGGCCACGUGGAACUAGAUAAGGGUCACCUCUCCACAGAACAGCAACAGAUUCGCGAUGAUAUUCGGCAAAGGACGGAAGGCUUUACAGCCAGACGUGACGAGCUGGUGCAGCAGAGGGAUGACGUUAAGGAACAAAUCGCAGAGCUAGAGCGUCAACUAGACGUUUUGCGGUCUCAAAAGAUGCGAUUCACGCAGGAGAUUAAAGAGGAGGAAGAAAGGAUCGAGACGAUUGUCGCGGAGUUUUCCCCUCAGCUAACCCUUCUUCAGGACCAGCAGUGCCAUUUAGAGAUACAGCAAAUACAGCUAGAGACCGACAAAGAAUCACUGGCGAGGGAAGAAGAAAGCUUUGAUGUAUCCAGUAAAGAAUGGCAAAGGGAAAAUCAACGAUUCGAAGACCUGUUAAGUGACGUCAAAGGCAGCAUAACGAAAACAAAGCAGACCAUCAAAGCCUUGAAGGGAAGGCAGAAGGAGGUGGAACUCUUUAUGAAAUGCAAACACCUUACUUUCCCCGUCGACUCCGAGCUUGAGAGUUUGAGAAAGUCGUCGAAAAAGCUGGCGCUUCAAAUCAAAUCUCUCAAGACUCGCCUUCACUUGUCCGAGAAGACAGCCACUUCUCUUCGAAAGCGAGUCAAUGAAAUCGAAGAGUUGGUCUCAGCGAGAGAUGAGGCCAAAGAAAUCGCCAAAAAAGAAAGAAAUUUCAAGGAAGCAAAACGUCUUAAAGAAGAGCGGGACCAGUUAGCAGGCGAAGGCGGCGAUUGUCAAAUGAAACUAGAGAACUUCCUUGAACAACAAGUGAACGACAAGAGCGAGCUGAAGUCGUGUGAGAGAGAACAGCAUGAACUCCUAGUCGAUGUACACGAUAUGCAGAAAGAAAAUGAUUUGAAGCUUCUGACUGCGGCUACUAGAGUAAAAAACAACUUAGAAAAUAUUUUACCGAGUCUGUGUGGGAACCCUUUGCUUAGUGCUCUGGUCAAAGCGGAGAUGAAAACAUGUCAGGCCAUCCAAGCCGAGCUCUGCAGUAAACACGACGUGGAGGCAGAUUGUAGCUCGCUGUGUGAUGAGCGUGAAGAGGAAAAUCCUAUGGGCAGCGAGCAGAACUGCCAAAAAAAUGAUACAAUAGAAACUAUUGAUAAGAAGUUAACUACAAGACUUGGUGGUCUGACCUGGGACGAGCUUCACGGCCAGUUGGAUGAGCUCGAGGGGAAACUCGAGGCAGUAGUAGACAUGGAGGACUUUGACGAGGCUGACCGCAUUCAACAAGAAAUAGAUCGCCUUAAUGAACUGAUAAAAACUAUAGAGAGUACGUGAGGGAGAGGGCGAUAUGUUUUGCGAGGCGUCCCGCAUUCAAUCAAGGUCGCGAGGAGGGCAAGGGCGAUUUGCCUUGUGGGAAACGGAACCAAAAAAAGAAAAAACAAGGUGCUUACCAUGUUUCACUAGUCAAUGGAGGAAUAUGAACAAUUGCGUUUCCUUCUUCGUUGCAUUUGCCCGGAAUUUCAUACGCUUUCUUCGCUAAAAUAGGCAUAAAUAUUCCCAAAAUUCUACGGAUUCCUACCACAAGGGGGGUUCAAAGAGUCUAGUGCUGUGUUCUGCUGGCGGAUGGAACAAAAGAAACUUGUAUGAAGGCGGUGUAUCAAAAGAGAAUUAUUAUUAUUAUUAAAAAAAGACCUCUAAUAACGACGUCUGUCGUUAUUAGAACCCUAA
Messenger RNA from Nematostella vectensis (starlet sea anemone), 3514 nucleotides. Its product is annotated as trichohyalin. Bases 350 to 3121 code for a protein of 923 amino acids. The record is from RefSeq and is a predicted model, not a curated record. NCBI's taxonomy places the organism in Eukaryota, Metazoa, Cnidaria, Anthozoa, Actiniaria, Edwardsiidae. Gene Ontology annotation, cellular component: intermediate filament cytoskeleton; microtubule; mitochondrion. The transcript has 15 exons. Gene Ontology annotation, biological process: cilium assembly.